This is a messenger RNA of Acanthosepion pharaonis, 570 nucleotides long. Lineage: Eukaryota; Metazoa; Mollusca; Cephalopoda; Sepiida; Sepiidae. The record is from the annotation of a GenBank genome assembly.
AUGUACGGAGGCAAUAAGAACGUCUGCUGUGUUCUUUUCCACAAGCCACAGAGUCGCACACUUCCCCUGGCAAUCGCUGGACUAAGCCCAAGAGACAUCGCCAUAAUCGUUGUUGUAUGUUUACUGGUCGUAUUCUUUUUAUUAUGCAUACUGUUGUUUUGCUAUCGAGCGAAACUUAAGAAGUUUUUUCCCUGCAUAAUGAAAAACAAAGUUGAAAAUACUCCGGAACCGACUUCAAGAUAUUCGGCUACCAAUAGGGCAGACAACGUUUUUGAAGGACUCAUGCAAGAUUUCCGGCCUCUCACCAAACGUCAAUCGAUUGAUGGCACAUCGAAAAAGCAAGAAUAUGCGAAGACAAGACAAGAAUCCGAUGAGUGGUUUUUGAACGGGAAUGCCCUACUACAAAUGCACCAGCAACCGCGAAUUGGCGCCAAAAGCGAGAGUAUAGGUCUGCUCAUCAGGGCCAAACCAAAACGCCCAAAAAACAAUGUCGUCAAGGUGCAUCUUUCGAACUUUCCCCGAAAAGAACCAAAAAUUAUGAUCGAUUCAGACGAGGAAGACGUGCGGUGA